Messenger RNA from Porites evermanni, 1701 nucleotides. The record is from the annotation of a GenBank genome assembly. Lineage: Eukaryota; Metazoa; Cnidaria; Anthozoa; Scleractinia; Poritidae.
GUUGCUGAUGGAACUCGAUGUACCGCUGACCCUGAUGACUUUGAUGUCUGCAUCGAAGGAAAAUGUCGGGUACAAUUAAACAUCUUUAAAUGUAAAAAUAGACUUUUGCUACCUGUGACAAAGAUGAAGGAGGUAUAAACAGAGGAAAUGAUUUCGCAGCUUGGAACGUUUUUUGAGCAUGUUGGAUUUUCAGAACGAAGCGAGCGCUUCCUCUCUUCCAAAAAUGAAUGAAAAGACCUUCAACCGUUUUAAGCUAGCUUCUACAAAAGUUUAUCUGGUUGAGUGGGACCCUAUACUAAAAAUGUGUUGAAUGAAAAUCAAACUAACUAAAAAUUUAGCAUCAGUUCCGUUGUCACAGUAGUCACGGUGUGUGUAUCUUUUUUUUUUUUCACCGAUAAGGCCGUAGGCUGCGAUCACGGAUUUGAGUCAGGAACGAGAAAGGAUCGCUGUGCGGUAUGCGGGGGAAAUGGGGAAACUUGUAAAUUUGAAAAAUCAUCUUACACCAAAGACCACAGAAGCUACGGUAAGUUCACCGCAUAACAAGUAAUUAAAAAAUACAGUGGUACAUGUACACUUUAAAGCAAACUAAAAAUUAACCGUGAGCGUGGAGCACAAUUGAUAUUUGAUAUGGACCAAAUUUUGUAUUGUCAUUCUUCUCAUACAGGUUUUGGAAAUGCAGAUACUGUAGUGAUUCUUCCUGUUGGAACAGUGAAUGCAACGAUCAAGAAGAGAGGAGUUAACUUAAAUUUCUUGGGUAGGUAGUUCGAAACUUACGUUGGACAUUUUUGGCUCGUCUUUUUCAAAUAACCGUGGUAUUCUUCCAUCAUAUACGGCGAGAUUUUUUCUCUUAAUAGGCAUUAAGGAUCAUUUGACAGGUCAAUACAUCAUUCAUCUUCCUACCUAUAGUCGCACGGUCUAUUACAAUGGAACGAAGAUUGCUUACAUUCGUAAUGGAUAUGAAUAUGCAGAUUCCCUUGAAAUUGACGGGCCGACAAAUAUCCCCCUGAGAGUAGUGGUAAGUUCAAAAAAUGUCACUUCAUACUGAAACAUACGACGGUAUACAAGAACGAAUAACAUGCGGAAUUAAAGAGUAUCAACUAAUCUAGAGAUACCAAAGAGGGGAGAAUUUCUGCCAAAUUUUGUGAUAUUUUCCAAUAGGCCAGUUUCAAUGAUUAAAAUUCAUUCACGUACAAUUUUUUAAAGAGCCUUUUUUAGGCUCACUUAAGUCUCGUGUUUAACUGAAGAUUUAUUGAUUGACUGAUUGAUUGAUAUAUGGAUUGAUUGAUUGAUUGAUUAAUUGUUGAUUGAUUGAUUGACUGAUUGAUUGAUUGAUUGAUUGAUUGAUUAAUUGAUACUUAACUCAGAGGCUGAGGUAAAUAAAGCAAACGAAAUUGCAUUGAGAUCAAGAGGUUAAUAAUUCAUUUCUUUUGCCUUAUUACUCUCAGACUCGGAGCCAAGUUUGAAUUUUGAUAAUUCGAAAACGGCACAGUGUGCUGCCUGUUUUUUAUUUCAUCUAUGCAUCAAUGGUGAAAAGAUGUUCUGUUUUCUUGUGUCUUUUAGUUUGCUUAUAUACGAGGAAAACCUCAAGGAGUGGACUAUCAGUUCUACAGGCCAUUACUGUCAAAUGAAUCUGCUGCCCCUGUUUCGUUUAAAUGGAUCACUGGAGCCUGGACUGCCUGCUCUGGGAAAUGCGGCAAAGGU